Messenger RNA from Empidonax traillii (willow flycatcher), 1675 nucleotides. It is a transcript of the gene ANXA1, whose product is annotated as annexin A1. The transcript is spliced from 13 exons. The coding region runs from base 114 to 1142 and encodes 342 amino acids. The record is from RefSeq and is a predicted model, not a curated record. Gene Ontology annotation, biological process: cellular response to vascular endothelial growth factor stimulus; positive regulation of T cell proliferation; granulocyte chemotaxis. NCBI's taxonomy places the organism in Eukaryota, Metazoa, Chordata, Aves, Passeriformes, Tyrannidae. Gene Ontology annotation, cellular component: plasma membrane; cytoplasm. Gene Ontology annotation, molecular function: calcium ion binding; phospholipase A2 inhibitor activity; cadherin binding involved in cell-cell adhesion.
UGGGUGGAGUCUCCCUCACACGCUUUAAAAGCAUUGAGAACCCUUUGCUCCUUUAUUCCUGACUGUGCAGCCCUGCAAGGCAGUGUUUGUAAGGAGGAAGAAACUCAGUCAACAUGGCUAUGGUGUCAGAAUUUCUGAAGCAGGCGUGGUUCAUGGAAAAUCAGGAGCAGGAAUGUAUUAAAAGUUCAAAAGGUAUCCAUGGAGUACAAACAUACCCUAAUUUUGAUCCAUCAGCAGAUGUUGUUGCUCUGGACAGAGCUAUUACUGUAAAAGGUGUGGAUGAAGCUACCAUCAUUGACAUCUUGACUAAAAGAACAAACGCUCAGCGUCAGCAGAUCAAAGCUGCCUAUCAGCAGACUAAAGGAAAGAGCCUGGAAGAAGCUUUGAAAAAAGUCCUGAAAAGCCACUUAGAAGAUGUUGUUGUGGCUUUGCUCAAAACUCCAGCUCAGUUUGAUGCUGAAGAAUUAAGAGCCUCUAUGAAGGGGCUUGGAACUGAUGAAAAUACCUUAAUCGAGAUUCUGGCCUCAAGAAACAACAAAGAGAUCAAAGAAGCCAACAGAUACUACAAAGAAGUGCUGAAGAGAGAUCUCACACAAGACAUAAUCUCUGACACAUCUGGUGACUUUCAGAAGGCUUUGGUUGCUCUAGCCAAGGCUGACCGAUGUGAAGAUUCUCAUGUGAAUCAUGAGCUUGCUGACAAUGAUGCCAGGGCCUUGUACGAAGCAGGAGAGAAAAGAAAAGGAACAGAUAUCAAUGUGUUUAUUACUAUUCUUACUACAAGAAGCUACCCACACCUUCGAAGUGUCUUUCAGAAGUACAGCAAAUACAGCAAGCAUGACAUGAACAAAGUACUGGAUUUGGAGCUCAAAGGUGACAUUGAGAAUUGCCUCACUGCCAUUGUGAAGUGUGCCACAAGCAAGCCAGCUUUCUUUGCUGAAAAACUCCAUUUGGCAAUGAAGGGUGCUGGGACACGGCACAAAGACCUCAUCAGAAUCAUGGUUUCACGCCAUGAAGUGGAUAUGAAUGAGAUCAAAGGCUACUACAAGAGGUUGUAUGGCAUCUCUCUCCGCCAAGCCAUUAUGGAUGAACUCAAAGGGGAUUAUGAAAACAUCCUGGUGGCUUUAUGUGGAAGUGACAACUAAGCUUUAUGUUCCUGAAACACACUCAAGCCCAGUUGCUGAAGGUCUAUAUAUUUACCUGUCUAUAUAAUAGACAGGCUCUAUACAGAGAGGUUUCUGCGGAAUGGUACUUGAUCCAUAUGUAUUAUGUUGCAAACCUGUGACCCAGAAGGUAUUUUUUUUCAGUAUCUUUAUUCUAAAUGGCAUUAAUAUCUCUUGCUAUCAUUUAUCCAAAGUCAAAGAAUGCCCAGAAGUUUCUAUUUGCUGGAUUAAUCAUUAAAACGGUAACAUUUUCAUUUAUUCUAAGCAAAUAAACUUUAAAAAAUAAAAUUAACCCAUGUGGUACUUUGUAUGUCCUUUGUUGCUAUUCUGCACCUAAUUUCAAGUUGUCUGAGUACUAUAUGUGAGAGAAAAUGAGUAAAUAACUUAAUAAAAAAAUAAUGGGGCAAUAUUGGACUUUAUAGCUGAGUUUCCACCUUUCUAUUUCACUUCAGCUAGGGGUUUUGUAAGCCAGAUACAUGAAAACCACCUAAAGAUAACCUGUUUAAAAAAAUUAG